UUUUUUCCCUCCGUGGAGUUGCAGUUGAACCCUGACAAACUGUGAAAUGAGUUUCUCCACAAUCUGGGCAGCUGAGAGCCACCGGGAUUCGGCGAGAGCAUGGGACACACUGAGUUAAACUUUCUCUGUCGUCCUAAACCGCGGUGUUCGGGGGGCAUUGAGGCGAUGCAGGUCCCUCGGUCAUCCCAGUGGAGGAGCCAGCUAAUGACAAGUAUCUUUGGCUGCUGAACGCCCCCCACCACCACCACCAUCACCACCACCCUCAUCCCUCCUACCCUCCAUCCAUCUCUGAUGGCUCUAUGGGGCGUCGUCAGCCUCAGCCUUCACUGCUGGGUGUGUUUAUGGUCCAGUGUAACAGCAACAGCAACAUCAGCCAGCCUCCCAAAUGACAAACCCGGGGGACCCCUGGACUGGCUCCUGUCUGAUAAGGGGCCCUUCCACCACUCCCCAGAGUACAUCGACUUUGUGGAAAAGAACCGGCAAGGUUUCUCCACCAGAUACAAGAUAUACAGGGAGUUUGGGAGAUGGAAGGUGAACAACUUGGCGGUGGAAAGGAGAGAUUUUCUGGAGUCUCCGUUACCUCUUACUCCUGAGUUCAUCAGGAACAUCCGACUCUUGGGCCGCAGGCCCACCACCCAGAUGAUCACUGACAGCCUGAUCAGGAAGUAUGGGACUCACUUCCUGUUGUCAGCUACCCUGGGAGGAGAAGAGGCCUUAACUAUAUUUGUGGAUAAGAGGAAACUGAGUAAGAAAGCAGAGGUGAGCGAUUACUCUGGUAACUCUUCCACUGUGACUCUGGAAGCUCUGCACCAGCUGGCUGCCUCCUACUUCAUCGACAGGGAGAGCACUCUGCGCAAGCUGCACCACAUCCAGAUCGCCUCCACUGCAAUCAAGGUGACAGAGACCCGCACAGGUCCUCUUGGAUGCAGUAACUAUGACAACCUUGAUUCUGUGAGCUCGGUGCUGGUUCAGAGCCCUGAAAAUAAAGUCCAGCUGCAAGGCUUGCAAGUGAUCCUUCCAGACUACUUGAGAGAGAGUUUUGUACAGGCGGCUCUCAGCUACAUAGCCUGCAAUGGAGAGGGUGAGUUUGUCUGCAAGGACAGUGACUGCUGGUGCAGCUGUGACCCCAAGUUCCCAGAGUGCAACUGCCCCUACAUGGACAUCCAAGCCAUGGAGGAGAGCCUGGAAAGAAUCACCGAGACAUGGGGCAUGCUGUAUAAGGAAUUUGAAGAAUCAGAUGAAUUCAAGGCCUUCUAUGCAAGGCUGCCCCAAAACUAUUUCCUGAACGUGUCAACCAUACAGCACUUGUGGUCCCUGGAUAGCCUGUUCCAGUGGCGAUAUGAGCAGCUGGAGAACAGCAUGCGGGUCCUCUCCAGACGUGCCGAGAGAGUCAUCUUCAAACUCUUCAGUCUCAGUAAAAGAUGUCACAGACAGCCCCAAGUGCGCAUACCAAGAGAACGGCCUCAGUCCUACUGGCUGAGUCAUUUCCAGUCACUCCUAUAUUGCUCGGAGAACAACCAGCUUGGUGCAUUCUCAGAGGACCUCCACAGCUGCAGCUGCCGAUAUGAACACAGCUCCUGUCAGCUGCCUCCACCCUGCUCUGUUGGGGAAGGCUUGGCCUGUGCAGCCUGUGCACCAGACAACCAAACCCGCUGUGGGAGCUGCAACCCAGGCUUUGCCCUGACACAAGGGGCCUGCAGGCCUAUGGUGGCAGACUCUACAGAGAACUAUCUGGGGUUCGAGACAGACCUUCAGGAUUUGGAGCUGGGCUACCUCCUGCAGAGAGCUGACCGCAGGCUUGAGGUCCAUGCAAUCUUCAUCAGCAAUGACAUGCGACUCAACAGCUGGUUUGAUCCAUCAUGGAGGAAGAGGAUGCUGCUGACGCUUAAGAGCAACAAGUAUAAAACCAACAUGGUCCACAUGCUGCUGGGAAUAUCCCUUCAGAUCUGCCUUACAAAGAAUAGCACCCUGGAGCCUGCCCUUACACUCUAUAUCAAUCCUUUUGGUGGGAGCCACUCAGAGAGCUGGUACAUCCCUGUCAAUGAGAACAAUUUUCCAGACUGGCAGGCCACCAAACUGGACCUGCCCUUUGACUGCUACAACUGGACUCUGACAUUGGGCAACAAGUGGAAGACAUUCUUUGAAACCAUCCACAUCUACCUUCGUAGCAGGAUAAAGACUCAGGAUGGACUGAAUGACAGUAUUUAUUAUGAGCCUUCAGAAAUAUCAGAUCGCGCUCCGAACCUGGGCUACAUGAAGAUAAACAGUAUCCAGGUCUUUGGCUACAGCAUGCAUUUUGACCCGGAGGCAAUCCGUGACUUGAUUCUGCAGCUGGACUACCCAUACACUCAAGGGUCCCAGGACACAGCUAUGCUCCAGCUGUUGGAAAUACGAGACAGGGUCAACCGGCUGUCCCCUCCCGGUCAACCGAGAUUGGAUCUGUUUGCCUGCCUUCUCCGGCACAGACUCAAACUGACUGCCAGCGAGGUGGUUCGCAUCCAUGCUUCCUUACAGGCCUUCAGCUCACGUCUGCCCAAUUCAGUGGAUUACGAGACCACCAAGCUGUGCAGUUAACAGCUGCUUGAAAGGAAAUACAGUCUGUAAAUGGCUAGAAGGAGAACUCAUGGACAUAGGAUUUGUGCCCAUUGUGAUACAGAUGCUUAUAUUUGUGCUCAUUGUCUAUGGAUUACCAGACUCUACAAUUAAUCAGGAGUUGAUUGGCUGUGGACAGCUGAAGAAUGUACUGUACUGCUUGUUCUGGUUUUUGUUUUGUGGCAACUACCUUCAGUGCUAUAGUAUAAAGAAUGGGAAGGAUCAGUAAGGAAAUACACAACUCUCCAGAACAAACUCUUUACAAAAGAUGUCUACAGUAGAAAUUCAGAUAUCGCUUCAUAAAGUUGAACCAUCCUGUUUCGAAAUGACUCUGCUCAUUUAUACUGUAAGUACCGAUAACAAAUGAACGGACAUUUUAUGGUAAAAAUGGUACAGUCUGUUUGUUUGUAAUUUUUAUAUGUUCCUUUGCUUUA
Molecule: messenger RNA, 3026 nt
Organism: Oreochromis aureus
Lineage: Eukaryota; Metazoa; Chordata; Actinopteri; Cichliformes; Cichlidae
Gene: brinp3a.2
Product: bone morphogenetic protein/retinoic acid inducible neural-specific 3a, tandem duplicate 2
Exons: 9
Coding region: 292-2574 (760 amino acids)
Biological process (GO): positive regulation of neuron differentiation; negative regulation of mitotic cell cycle
Source: RefSeq, a predicted model, not a curated record